AUGUCUCAUAUUAGUAUAUAUCAGCUCUUUUAUUUGUUAUUAUUAUCCACAGCUUUCGAAGCUAACAGUGAUCAUCUGCAACCAACUCUGGGCAUCAAAUGCUUACCCAAUCAGGUAGUGACAAAGUUGACAGUUUACGAGGAUGGAGCCAUUGAAGCGGAAUGCAACAAACUACCGUGUGGUGUAUCAGGCGUUCAUUGCAACGACAAUCAAACGAAUUGCCGAGCUGAAACUGACACACUUUCCGGUAUGAAAUGGGCUUCCAACGGACAAAGCAUUUUGCAACGCUGCUGUAUAAUUUCGGUACCACGUAAACUAUAUAUUGGUACAGACCUGGUAUCAGUUGGAUCAUAUUAUACUGGUGGCACGGUGGAUCUGAAGGAUCUUUAUAGUAGAGAAGGACCCGAAUUCGAUUUCGUCUCAAAUGUUCGCACCGAGCAAGGUGGUGUGCGGGUUUGGGUUUACCGAAUAGUAUGUCCGAAAGCGAAUGGUAUUUCUGGAUGGUCGACCGCGACACCCCAAACACAAGAAAGAGCUGCCAUGCAAAAGCAAGCAUCGAAUAACGGAAAUGCUCAAUCUGGCGGAAUUGUAGCUGGAGACGUACCAACCGCUCAUAAACCGAUUAAUCCACUACAGUACCGCCCACCGAAUUGGCGUAUGUUGCAGCGAGAUUUACCGAUUGGUGUCAAUUCCAAAGACCUGUUCGAGAGACUGAUAUAAAGGUGCAAAAAUUCUGUAUGAGAAAUCAUAGCUUUGAAAUACCUUUCUGAACUUCUUUUUGCACAGUUUUGGACUGAUUUGACGAAAUUGUAAGCGAAUAAACGAUCUCAC
Messenger RNA from Loa loa (African eye worm), 831 nucleotides. Its product is annotated as WRT-10 protein. The transcript is spliced from 5 exons. Bases 1 to 720 code for a protein of 239 amino acids. Lineage: Eukaryota; Metazoa; Nematoda; Chromadorea; Rhabditida; Onchocercidae. The record is from RefSeq and is a predicted model, not a curated record.